CAGAACUAGUGCACAGAUUCAAGAGCAUCAGAUUAGCCUUGAAUACUGGACUAGAGCUCAGAAGGCGUGUGCUCUCUUUCUGCAACUUGACAGCUGUGGGAUCUUAGAUUCUCCUGUUCACACCAAUUCCACGCCUGUGAGCCCCUCAUUGAGCCUUCACACAGGGAAUUCAGUGGAUGGCCAUCUUAACUACAUCGAGGCUCCAGUGAGUGCUGCAAGGACAAUUUCAUCCCCAAUGAAUGCUAUAGGGUCUUCUAUGAAUGCUCUGGGUUCACCAUACAGAGUCAUAGCUUCAUCCAUUGGAUCUCAUUCUGUUUCUCUGUCCUCAAGUCCGGGCAUGAAUUUUGUAUCUCAUACAAGUCCUCAGCUCAAUGUCAUGAACCAUACCAGCAGCUCUGAGGACAUCAAGCCCUUACCAGGCCUCCCAGGAAUUGGAAACAUGAAUUAUCCAUCUACAAGCCCAGGAUCCCUGACCAAACACAUCUGUGCUAUCUGUGGGGACAGAUCAUCAGGGAAGCACUACGGGGUAUACAGCUGUGAGGGCUGUAAAGGUUUCUUCAAGAGGACAAUAAGAAAGGACCUUAUCUACACAUGCCGCGAUAACAAAGACUGCCUAAUAGACAAGCGUCAGCGUAACCGCUGCCAGUACUGCCGUUAUCAGAAAUGCCUGGCUAUGGGUAUGAAGAGAGAAGCUGUGCAAGAGGAGCGGCAGAGAAGCCGAGAGAGGAGUGAGAAUGAGGCCGAGUCGACGAGCAAUAGUAACGAGGACAUGCCUGUGGAAAGGAUUUUAGAAGCUGAAUUAGCUGUUGAACCAAAGACUGAAUCAUACAGUGACAUGAAUGCAGAGAACUCGACGAAUGACCCUGUCACUAACAUAUGUCAUGCAGCUGACAAGCAGCUCUUCACACUAGUUGAAUGGGCCAAGCGAAUCCCCCACUUCUCAAACCUAACACUGGAAGACCAAGUGAUUCUUCUUCGUGCAGGCUGGAAUGAGCUGCUGAUUGCAUCUUUCUCUCAUCGCUCUGUGUCUGUGCAGGAUGGCAUCCUACUCGCCACUGGCUUGCAUGUACACCGCAGCAGUGCACACAGCGCUGGCGUGGGUUCUAUUUUUGACAGAGUUCUGACAGAGCUAGUAUCUAAGAUGAAAGACAUGCAGAUGGAUAAGUCUGAGCUGGGGUGCCUGCGAGCCAUCGUCCUGUUUAAUCCAGCGGAUGUCUACCUCUGUGCCUCCCAAGCCUUGCUCUGGAAGAGGGCCUUUCCUGGAUGCUGCAAGCAUCAUCCCCAGCUGCAGAAGAAUGCCAAGGGCUUGUCCAGUCCCUCUGAAGUGGAAUCACUAAGAGAAAAGGUCUAUGCCACACUGGAAGCAUAUACAAAGCAGAAGUACCCUGAACAACCUGGCAGGUUUGCCAAACUCCUCCUCCGACUGCCAGCACUGAGAUCUAUUGGGCUGAAAUGCCUCGAGCAUCUCUUCUUCUUCAAGUUGAUCGGGGACACGCCUAUUGACACCUUUCUCAUGGAGAUGCUGGAGACCCCACUCCAGAUCACCUGAUCCUUGUUGCUGGGAAAGAGAUAGUACAGACCAGCUUAGGAUAUAAUGGACCCUGUCUGCUCCUGCACAGCCUUCUUUCCCUUUCCCCAUACUAUGACAGCUCAUAUUACAGAGAGGGGCUUUCUGAUUCUUCAGCUCUUUUUAGGUGGGAAUUUUUGUACAUAGGUCAAGUGAUGCAUCUAACCUUUCCCUUGCCAGCUGUAGGAUCUCUUCAGAACACUAACAAGCCAUUUCCCCUGUACAUAUAUCAUCAGUUUAAAUUAUUUUUUCACUUUCAAAAAUAAAAAGGAACAAAAUAAAAUAAUAUAUAAGACAU
Molecule: messenger RNA, 1865 nt
Organism: Alligator sinensis (Chinese alligator)
Lineage: Eukaryota; Metazoa; Chordata; Crocodylia; Alligatoridae
Gene: RXRG
Product: retinoid X receptor gamma
Exons: 11
Coding region: 236-1549 (437 amino acids)
Biological process (GO): positive regulation of transcription by RNA polymerase II; anatomical structure development; cell differentiation
Cellular component (GO): nucleus; RNA polymerase II transcription regulator complex
Molecular function (GO): retinoic acid-responsive element binding; zinc ion binding; nuclear steroid receptor activity
Source: RefSeq, a predicted model, not a curated record